Messenger RNA from Anopheles cruzii, 1083 nucleotides. RefSeq names its product skin secretory protein xP2 (gene Vajk1). Bases 1 to 1083 code for a protein of 360 amino acids. The record is from RefSeq and is a predicted model, not a curated record. NCBI's taxonomy places the organism in Eukaryota, Metazoa, Arthropoda, Insecta, Diptera, Culicidae. The transcript has 2 exons.
AUGAAAUUGUUGGGCGUUGUCUGCCUGCUUGCCCUGGUGCUUUUCGCAGCGGCCGAAGAUGAAAAGAAACCAGUGGCGGAGGCCAAAGUAGAUGACAGCAAGGCCGACGAGAGCCAGAACCUGGACGAGAAGAAGCAGGACAAACGGGGUCUGCACGGGUGGACCGGCAGCUUCGGUGGGUACGAGGAACACCACGAGGUGCCGCACUUUGAGACGCACGAGGAAAAGACACUGACCGUCGUGAAGAAGGUCCCGGUGCCGUACCCGGUCGAAAAGCACGUCCCGUAUCCGGUGGAGAAGCACGUGCCCGUCCCGGUGAAGGUCGGCGUGCCAAAACCAUACCCAGUCUACAAGACGGUCCACUAUCCGGUCAAGGAAAUCGUCAAGGUACCAGUCCAUGUUCCGGCCCCAUACCCAGUGGAGAAGAAGGUCCCAUAUCCGGUCCAUGUGCCGUACGAUCGUCCCGUCCCGGUCAAGGUUUACGUGCCAGCUCCUUACCCAGUUGAAAAGAAGGUCCAUGUGCCCGUGAAAGUCCACGUGCCGGCCCCAUACCCAGUGGAGAAGAAGAUCCACGUGCCAGUGAAGGUUGCGGUCCAUGUCGAGAAGCCGUAUCCGGUCGAAAAGAUUGUCCACUACCCGGUCCAUGUCCCAGUUGAUCGCCCAGUUCCGGUCCAUGUCGACAAGCCAGUCCCAGUCCCGGUGGAAAAGCCCGUGCCUUAUGAGGUCAUCAAGAAGGUCCCUUACCCAGUGCAUGUCCCGUACGAUCGUCCAGUUCCGGUGCAUGUCGAUAAGCCCGUGCCAGUUCCGGUGAAGGUUCCAGUCCCGCAGCCCUACCCGGUCGAGAAGCACGUCCCGUAUCCGGUCGAGAAGCAUGUCCCAUAUCCGGUGAAGGUCCCUGUCGAGCGUCCGGUGCCUGUGGAGAUCGAGAAGCACGUCCCGGUUGAGGUCGAGAAGCAUGUGCCUUAUCCGGUCCAAGUUCCGGUCCACGUGCCCGUCCACCACCACGAGGAAGAGCACCACCACGAGGAGGUCCACUCCGAGGGUCUGAGCGAACAUCACGACUUUGACGAACACCAUCACUAA